AUGCGGUUCUCGGUCCCCUUCUUUGGCCUAGUCGCCUCUCUCCUCUCCACCGCCCUCGCAUACGAGCAGUGGUCAGCCUACAAAAUACCAGUCGACGAAUCACCAGCCGAAAAUUCACCAGACAGCGAGUGGAAUGCCGAAGAGUGGACCGCCAAGCUUUACGCCACCAACGACUGCAGCGGAGACCCGAUUGGCGACGGCGUGACGGCGCCGACGCGCGGCCCGUCGUCCAUCGGCAAGGUGAUCGACGUCGUGGACGGCGUGGCGUCGGUCUGGCUGCCGGAGCCCCCGGACGGGGAGUCGUGGAGGACGUACCGGGGCCGCGCCGUCCACUACGCGUGCGAGGGGACCCAGCUGGGCGCGCGGCACGCCGGCGGCUGUCAGCCUGUGAGGAGCGCCGGCGGUGGCGGACCCGAUGUCGGUUGCAUCAUGCCGAGCCGUGGGAUACAUGCGCGCUAG
Messenger RNA from Anthostomella pinea, 459 nucleotides. The record is from the annotation of a GenBank genome assembly. Lineage: Eukaryota; Fungi; Ascomycota; Sordariomycetes; Xylariales; Xylariaceae.